UGCGGCGGCGACGGCCUGGGCCGACUGUGCACCGUGCGCAGGCGCGGAGCCUAGACCUCGCUGCAGCCCCCAUAGCCUCGGGGAGUCGCACAGACGGAGUCCGCCUGCUGGCGCGUCAGUGUUCUCCCCCUCGUCCACCCUCCCCGGUCCCCCCAGCGCCCUUCGCGCCCGGAUGGCGGAGCUGCGGCCUAGCGGCGCCCCCGGCCCCGCCGCGCCCCCGGCCCCUGGCCCUAGUGCGCCCCCGGCCUUCGCCUCGCUCUUUCCCCCAGGACUGCACGCCAUCUACGGAGAGUGCCGUCGCCUUUACCCUGACCAGCCGAACCCGCUCCAGGUUACCGCUAUCGUCAAGUACUGGUUGGGCGGUCCAGACCCCUUGGACUAUGUUAGCAUGUACAGGAACGUGGGGAGCCCUUCUGCCAACAUCCCUGAACACUGGCAUUACAUCAGCUUUGGCCUGAGUGAUCUCUAUGGUGACAGCAGAGUCCAUGAAUUUACAGGAACAGACGGGCCUAGUGGUUUUGGCUUUGAAUUGACAUUUCGUCUGAAGAGAGAAACAGGGGAGUCUGCCCCCCCAACCUGGCCAGCAGAGCUAAUGCAGGGCUUGGCCAGAUACGUGUUCCAGUCAGAGAACACCUUCUGCAGCGGGGACCACGUGUCUUGGCAUAGCCCUUUGGAUAACAGCGAGUCAAGAAUUCAGCACAUGCUGCUGACCGAGGAUCCACAGAUGCAACCCGUGCAGACACCCUUUGGGGUAGUUACAUUUCUCCAGAUUGUUGGCGUCUGCACCGAGGAGCUCCACGCAGCCCAGCAGUGGAACGGGCAGGGCAUCUUGGAGCUGCUGCGGACGGUACCCGUCGCUGGCGGCCCCUGGCUGAUAACUGACAUGCGGAGGGGAGAGACCAUAUUUGAGAUCGACCCACACCUGCAACAGGAGAGAGUUGACAAAGGCAUCGAGACGGACGGCUCCAACCUGAGUGGUGUCAGUGCCAAGUGUGCCUGGGACGACCUGAGCCGGCCCCCUGAGGACGAUGAGGACAGCCGGAGCAUCUGUAUCGGCACGCAGCCCCGGCGGCUGUCCGGCAAAGACACAGAGCAGAUCCGGGAGACCCUGAGGAGAGGACUUGAGAUCAACAACAAACCUGUCCUUCCGCCAAUCAACCCUCAGCGGCAGAACGGCUUCACCCACGACCGGGCCCCGAGCCGCAAAGAUAGCCUGGAAAGUGACAGCUCCACGGCCAUCAUUCCCCACGAGCUGAUCCGCACACGACAGCUGGAGAGUGUGCAUCUGAAAUUCAACCAGGAGUCAGGGGCUCUCAUUCCCCUCUGCCUAAGGGGCAGGCUCCUGCAUGGACGGCACUUUACAUAUAAAAGUAUCACAGGUGACAUGGCCAUCACAUUCGUUUCCACGGGAGUGGAAGGCGCCUUUGCCACUGAGGAGCACCCUUAUGCAGCCCAUGGACCCUGGUUACAAAUUCUGUUGACUGAAGAGUUUGUAGAGAAAAUGUUGGAGGACUUAGAAGAUUUGACUUCUCCAGAGGAAGGACUUACCUCAUCCUGGAAAGUCCCUUCCCCUCCCCCGGCCUCCUACGAAGCAGCACCCCAGUGGGAUCUGAGCCUUGUUGGCCUCAAUGCCCCACAGUUCAAACUUCCCAAAGAGUACAGCUGGCCGGAAAAGAAGCUCAAAGUCUCCAUCCUUCCCGAUGUGGUGUUCGACAGUCCACUGCACUAGCCUGGGCUGGGCCCUGCAGGGGCCAAGGGAGAGCCCAGCUGCUCCCCGGUGACUUCCAGAGUACCAACUGCGGACACGCGAACCCCACAAAUAGGACACGCGUGAGGAGGGCUGUGCAGCCACCGCACCGCCUCCCCUGCAGCUCAGGGGCCUCCCCCCGCCCCCCCCCCCCAAGCCGGCCAAGCACCCCCCCCCCCCCCCCCCCCCCCCGCCGGGGCUGGGAGCGGGUAAAUGCAAACCUUCCCCUCCUGCUGCUGCUGCAGGUCGUGAUUGGAAAUGUGACUCUGGACCUUCGAUGUUGUGCCCUUAGGUGGAGACCCGCCUCAUUGUCACCUCUCCCCUGCCGUGGGCCGUCCAGCAGGAGGGAGUGGAGUGGCCGGGGUGCGCACGGCCCAGCUCUGCGGUGGGAAGCCUUUGCUAGGCCAGGUCCUCCGGCCACGGAACAAUUCCUCCGAUCCUGUUUGGUUUUCUUCCUCCUUAUUUUAUUUUGUCGAAACCGGAUGGUAUUUUAUUGGUCUUCAAAGAUGUCCAGAAGCCGUGUAUAUAAUGUUUUUUAAACAGAACUUUAUUCCCAGAUGAACUUUCUCAUUCUCUCAGACGAAGGCCUGGGGCUGUCUCCCCCUGAGCCACCACCAGAGAAGGUGCCGGCGUUCGGUUCGCCUGCCAGCCCAGGACCCUGGAGGAGCCAGCUUCACAGAGAGGCUGAUUUCUUCCCAGCGGGGCCAGGUGGAGCUUGGGGCAGGGGGAGAGCUGAGCUGCUGCCCCAUACAGCCUUCGGCCCGUUUAGCCAGCUGGGGCCAGGAGUAGGUGCCGCUGGUUCUCCAGCGGACUAGGCCCCUGGCAAAGUUCCAGGACCACCAGGGUCUCAGAGACUUGCUAGCCCCGGCCUCCCCUUCUGGGCCUUGUCCACCCGACCAGGGCUGCCUGAGGGAGGGUGAGGCCCAGCACCUCGUAGACCAUCCCCACCUGCCACUCAGGGCCUAGGUCUGCAGCUCUUUGACCACUCCUGUCCCAUUUCCUCCUCCCCUGGGCCUCCCAGCCUCCAGGCUGCAGGACUCUGGCAUAUUAAAAGUGGAAAAACCAACCUCUCGCCAUGUCCUUCGCUCUGAUUUUGCAAACACCGCACCCUGCCGCCCUCAUUCUCCGUGUCCGCUCGCUUCCUGUCCUUCAUCCCGGUGCCCAUGUCGCCCCCCCCCCCCAUGCCUCUUCCUGCAUCCUGGGCUCUCCCAGUCCCUUGCCCCUCUACUGCAGAUCUCAUGGUCUUCCUCCUAGAAAUAGACCUAUCUCUGGCCCGUGGAUUUGGGGUUCCUUUUGGGUUGUCUCCCACUUCUGCCUGGAAUCAACAAGCCCCUUCGUGCCCUCUCACCCCUGACUCUAGGGACUGCUAUUUCAGGCCUCUCCAAAGCAAAGUCCUUUGGUCUGUCAUGGGCCUCGUAGGGCCAUGCACUGCCCCGUCUGCACCCGCCACACACACAGGCCACUACAGCAGUGCCACAGGUGGCCCAUGAGGUGCAGGACGCCGCUGAUGAGAGACUCAGCCAAAGAGCUGCCUCCAGGGGUCAUGAGGGCAGGGGCCAGGCUCUCCAGGGAGCAAGAUUUGGACUUCCAAGGGGCCACCAGGCCCUGGCCGCUUCUCUGCACACACCCUCAGGGCUACCCAGUUAACAACAUCAAACUCAGAGCUUCAAGGUGGAUCAGCCUGGGAGACUGGGAGAGAUAGGCUCCAGGCCUCCACCAAUGAAGAUGGAAGCUCCUCUGGACCUGUUGUUGGCCGCAGCUGUGCCUUCUGCUCCAAGGACUUUUCCAAAAGGACAUUUUCUAGCCACUGCCCACCAUAGUACCUCUGCCUUUGAAGCUCUUGUCAUCUAAUGUUCAUGGCCAGAGAGGUGUCAUUAGCUUGUCUCCUUUCCGUGCCACCCUGGCCCACCUCUCCACAAAUUCUUUCUUUCUGGGGACCUGCCUCUGCCUGUCUGCUUUGGCUGAUGGGGAGGAAGGUAUUUUCUGAGCUAAGCUUUGUCGUCAGUAUGGGAGGCAGGCGGGAAGCCGGUGAGCUCUGAGACAGUGAGCCCAUGAAGCCUGUGGCCCCUUCCUGCCCCAUGAUGCCAGCAACCUCCAAGGCCUCCCUCUCCUUUCCCUACAGUGCACUGGCUCCAGAGGAGUAGCAGGGCAUCCACCAUCUCUGACCAGGCCUUCCAGAGGUUUCUCUGGAAGGGGGCUCUCCACUGAGCUUCUGGCUGGUAAGAGGGGACCCUCACUGAGGACCAAGUGAGGCCAACCCCGUAGCGUGCCCGGCAUAGCACUUGGCAUACAGUGGGUACUCACUAAAUGUACCGCUUCCUUCCCUCCCUGCGGUGCUUCGGGAGCCCUGACAUAGUGAGUCAGGGAGGUAAGAAGCCUCCCUCCUAAAUCUGCCUCUUCCUCGUGGCUUCCCUGUGGCUUGCCCAGUCCCACCCCCUCCCUCCAGGUCCCUGUGGCUCAAGCUUCUGAGAGGAAGGGGCGCCCCCGUACGUACACAUGGCAGACUCUGGGACUCUUCAGGUCCUGUGUGGGCUGCAAGUGGGCUGCAGCCCCAGCUGUCAUUCUGCGGGUGUGGAGUGGCUCAUGCAAGGUCUCAGGUCUGUCCAGGGAGCUGGUCCCUCUUCCUCCCCUUCUCUUCCUCUUCCAAAGGCAAGGCUUCCGGGCAGGGACUAGGAAGCCUUGGGGAGAGUCUAAAGGGCUAGAGUAUUUUUAAGAAAAAUGCAUACAGGGUCUUGGGGCUGGGUUUUGAGACUGAGUUGAGAGCAGGGAAAAAAACCUCGAAGGUUGGUGCCCCUAUGGGGCAGACCAGUAGAGAACUCCCUUGACUGUAUUUUUUUAUCCAGUUGUCUUUCCUCUCUGGCUUCCAGGUCCUCUGCGCCAGGUAAGGUGCCUGGGUCCCUGUUACAAGUCAGGAGCCCUGUAGAGAGAGCCCUCCUUUUGUACAAGUACCUGAAUGCUGCAACGAGCAGACUUUUGUAAAAUUUUAUAUUAGUUUCUAAUGUCGACUGCGACUCGGUUCCUGGGGGCUGCAGCCAGCCUGGGACUUUUGUAAGAAUUUUUGGGUGACUCACUUAGAUGUCGUUUCCUUCUUGCUCCCUCUUCCUCUGUGUAAUCUAAGUGCAUUAAACAUAUUUGCA
Zalophus californianus (California sea lion) is the source of this 4884-nucleotide messenger RNA. It is a transcript of the gene SUFU, whose product is annotated as SUFU negative regulator of hedgehog signaling. The record is from RefSeq and is a predicted model, not a curated record. Gene Ontology annotation, cellular component: nucleus; cytoplasm. The transcript has 13 exons. The coding region runs from base 173 to 1729 and encodes 518 amino acids. Gene Ontology annotation, molecular function: transcription factor binding. NCBI's taxonomy places the organism in Eukaryota, Metazoa, Chordata, Mammalia, Carnivora, Otariidae.